Messenger RNA from Tripterygium wilfordii, 1183 nucleotides. Its product is annotated as reticulon-like protein B16. The coding region runs from base 349 to 1062 and encodes 237 amino acids. NCBI's taxonomy places the organism in Eukaryota, Viridiplantae, Streptophyta, Magnoliopsida, Celastrales, Celastraceae. The record is from RefSeq and is a predicted model, not a curated record. The transcript has 5 exons.
AGCUUGAGUUUGUCUUUUGUGGUUUGUUCUUGCCAGGAAAAAAAAAAUUUCAGAAAAAAUAUUCAUAAUAAUAGAAUGGAUUGUGUAAAAUAUUAAUCACGGAAUCGUGCGGUGUCUAGGGCGUUGAGCAGGUUAAUGGUUGAUACCCGUUUCCGUGCAGUCGCGGUAAUCAGUACCUUCUUCCUGUUCGCUUGAUAACCGCCGUGAGCGGUGUCCCCUCGCCAUUCAUCCACAAUAACCGCUGUGAGCAGAACGUCUCUUCUAGAUCCAGAUUGUAUUCUACUUGUGUUUUCAGUUCAAUUUUGGUAAUGCUAUAUCCUUUCUAUGGGGCAGUGAGGCGAGAAAUUGAUGGAGGAUUCAGUUGAUGCGACUGGGGAUGGUGGGGGUUCAAGAAAUGGUGCAGCUUUCCAGUCUUCAACGACUGGUUGUUGCAGUGGUUCUGGGUAUCGGUUGUUUGGUAGGCAAGUUACAGUUCACCAAUUCAUGGGUGGAGGCAAAGCUGCUGAUGUUGUUUUGUGGAAAAGGCGUCGUGUCUCUUUCGGUGUCAUAGUUGUCGCUACAAUUUUGUGGCUUCUGUUUGAGCAGUCAGGAUUACCAUUCUUAACAAUUUGCUCAGAUGUCUUGCUGAUUCUGAUUGUUUUGUUAUUUAUACAUGCCAAGUAUGCUGCUUAUAGAGAUAACAGGCACUUAGAAACAUUGCCAGAGCUAGUCUUGUCAGAAGAAAUGGUUAAUAACGCAGCAGCAUCAUUUCGUGUUAAAAUCAAUAAUGUGCUUCUUAUGGCUCAUGACAUCACUCUUGGGAAAGAUUUCAGGCUCUUCUUCCAGGUGGUGGUUUGUUUGUGGCUCGUGUCUGCAAUUGGUAGCUACUUCUCCUUCUUCACACUUGCCUAUAUAGGAACCAUCUUUUCCAUCACAAUACCUGCUUUAUACAGCAAGUAUGAGGAGCACGUGGAUAAAUAUUGCGGUAUGAUUCAUAGGAAAUUUUCUCAGCACUAUAAAAUUGUAGAUGACAAUGUUAUUAGCAAGAUUCCUCGGAGUUUAUCCAAGGACAAAGAUACCUAAGCAUGGUAUGUAUUUCAUCAUGAGAAUGUAAUAGUUUGAUUCAAUAUGUGCCUGUUCCAAUGAUAUAUUAAAGCAUUUUUCUAUCUCGUUUGCAUGCAAUGGCAGAUUUAGCUCAUCACAA